UUAGACGUCGGGCGAGCCGGGGCGGCGGAACUGACGCCAUCAGGCUUCCGGGGGCGGCCCCCAGGGAGGUCGGCGGCGGCGCCGCAGUCGUGGAGAGGCAGUGGGAGCGUAAGCGGGCGCGGGCGACGCAAGUUCCGCACGGAGCUGUCCUCUUCUCGCCUCACGCUUCUUCCUCUCUCCUAGUCGCGUGCUGCCUCCCCACGGCCGCUCUUCCUGACGAGAGCCUUAGGAGUGCGGUUGCUGAGAAGCCGUCGCCACCCCGCCUCGGGGCCGAGUGAGGGUUCUGUCGCGCCGCUUCGCCCCCCUGCGCCGACUCCUUGCCCUCAGUGGCGGGCGCCCUUCUCGCUCGAAGCACUGCCCCCAGCUCCAUGAAUGGAAAUCGGCUCCGCAGGACCCGUUGGGGCCCAGCCCCUACUCAUGGUGCCCAGAAGACCUGGCUAUGGCACCAUGGGCAAACCCAUUAAAUUGCUGGCUAACUGUUUUCAAGUUGAAAUCCCAAAGAUUGAUGUCUACCUCUAUGAGGUAGAUAUUAAACCAGACAAGUGUCCUAGGAGAGUGAACAGUCUGUGCACCAGAGCAUGAUGGAGUCAAAAGUCUUGGUACCAGAAUGUAGGAAGUGGUGGUUGAGGGAGGUGGUUGACUCAAUGGUUCAGCAUUUUAAAGUAACUAUAUUUGGGGACCGUAGACCAGUUUAUGAUGGAAAAAGAAGCCUUUACACAGCCAAUCCACUUCCUGUGGCCACUACUGGGGUAGAUUUAGAUGUUACUUUACCUGGGGAAGGCGGAAAAGAUCGACCUUUCAAAGUAUCAAUCAAAUUUGUCUCUCGAGUGAGUUGGCACCUACUACAUGAAGUACUGACAGGACGGACCUUACCGGAGCCACUGGAAUUAGACAAGCCAAUCAGCACUAAUCCUGUUCAUGCCGUUGAUGUGGUGCUACGACAUCUGCCCUCCAUGAAAUAUACACCUGUGGGACGUUCCUUUUUCUCAGCUCCAGAAGGAUAUGACCACCCUCUGGGAGGGGGCAGGGAAGUUUGGUUCGGAUUCCAUCAAUCCGUUCGGCCGGCCAUGUGGAAAAUGAUGCUUAAUAUUGAUGAAAGAGACCUCUGGCAGCAGUGUGGAGAAUAGAUAGAGGAGAAAAAACUAAUCUGAGAAGCCAGUUAGGAGGCUUUUUCAAUCACUAGUUCAGUUUCUGCCACUGCCUUCUACAAAGCACAACCUGUAAUUCAGUUCAUGUGUGAAGUUCUUGACAUUCAUAAUAUUGAUGAGCAACCAAGACCUCUGACUGAUUCUCAUCGGGUAAAAUUCACCAAAGAGAUAAAAGGUCUGAAGGUUGAAGUGACUCAUUGUGGAACAAUGAGACGGAAAUACCGUGUUUGUAAUGUAACAAGAAGGCCUGCCAGUCAUCAAACCUUUCCUUUACAGUUAGAAAAUGGCCAAACUGUGGAGAGAACAGUAGCACAGUAUUUCAGAGAAAAGUAUACUCUUCAGCUGAAGUACCCACACCUUCCGUGUCUACAAGUGGGGCAGGAACAGAAACAUACCUAUCUGCCACUAGAAGUCUGCAAUAUUGUGGCAGGGCAACGAUGUAUCAAGAAGCUAACAGACAAUCAGACCUCCACAAUGAUCAAAGCAACAGCAAGAUCUGCGCCAGAUAGACAAGAGGAAAUUAGCAGAUUGGUAAGAAGUGCAAAUUAUGAAACAGAUCCAUUUGUUCAGGAGUUUCAAUUUAAAGUUCGGGAUGAAAUGGCCCAUGUAACCGGACGUGUACUUCCAGCGCCUAUGCUCCAGUAUGGAGGCCGGAAUCGGACAGUAGCAACACCAAGCCACGGAGUAUGGGACAUGCGAGGGAAACAAUUCCACACAGGAGUUGAAAUCAAAAUGUGGGCUAUAGCUUGUUUUGCCACACAGAGGCAGUGCAGAGAAGAAAUAUUGAAGGGUUUCACGGACCAGCUGCGUAAGAUUUCUAAAGAUGCAGGGAUGCCUAUCCAGGGCCAGCCUUGCUUCUGCAAGUAUGCACAGGGGGCAGACAGUGUGGAGCCCAUGUUCCGGCAUCUCAAGAACACUUACUCUGGGCUGCAGCUCAUUAUUGUCAUCCUGCCAGGGAAGACGCCAGUGUAUGCGGAGGUGAAACGUGUCGGAGAUACACUUUUGGGUAUGGCUACGCAGUGUGUUCAAGUCAAGAAUGUAAUAAAAACAUCCCCUCAAACGCUCUCAAACCUGUGCCUAAAGAUAAAUGUUAAACUCGGAGGGAUCAAUAAUAUUCUUGUACCUCAUCAAAGACCAUCUGUGUUCCAGCAACCAGUGAUCUUUUUGGGAGCAGACGUCACUCAUCCACCAGCUGGUGAUGGGAAGAAGCCUUCAAUUGCUGCUGUUGUAGGUAGUAUGGAUGCCCACCCAAGCAGAUACUGUGCUACAGUAAGAGUUCAGAGACCCCGACAGGAGAUCAUCCAGGACCUUGCCUCCAUGGUCCGAGAACUUCUCAUUCAGUUUUAUAAGUCAACUCGGUUCAAACCUACUCGUAUCAUCUUCUAUCGGGAUGGUGUUUCAGAGGGGCAGUUUAGGCAGGUAUUAUAUUAUGAACUGCUAGCAAUUCGAGAAGCCUGCAUCAGUUUGGAGAAAGACUAUCAACCUGGAAUAACUUACAUUGUAGUUCAGAAGAGACAUCACACUCGAUUAUUUUGUGCUGAUAGGACUGAAAGGGUCGGAAGAAGUGGCAAUAUCCCAGCUGGAACAACAGUUGAUACAGACAUUACACACCCAUAUGAGUUUGAUUUUUACCUCUGUAGCCAUGCUGGAAUACAGGGUACCAGCCGUCCUUCACACUAUCAUGUUUUAUGGGAUGAUAACUGCUUUACUGCAGAUGAACUUCAGCUGCUAACUUACCAGCUCUGCCACACCUAUGUGCGGUGUACACGAUCCGUUUCUAUACCUGCACCAGCGUAUUAUGCUCACCUGGUGGCAUUUAGAGCCAGAUAUCAUCUCGUGGACAAAGAACAUGACAGUGCUGAAGGAAGUCACGUUUCAGGACAGAGCAAUGGACGAGAUCCUCAAGCUCUUGCCAAGGCUGUACAGAUUCACCAAGAUACCUUACGCACAAUGUACUUUGCUUAAAAAGUUGAAGGAUAUUCUCUGAGAGGAAGAACUGGAAGAUGAAUCGACAUACAGUGUAUGCUUCCAGUGGAGUCAGUUGAGUGGGGAAUGCCUCCAGCCAUACAGAAACCAACACUGUGUGGGGGCCAGGGUCUGAUCUAUAUGUUGAUACAAGGAAGAUCGUUUACUUCAUCAAGGAACACAGCACCAUUAUGCAAUAUGAAACCAGCCAACUGCUUUUUUGUGCGGUCUCCUGUAGGAAGUAUCGCAAUUGUUUCGUUUUCACUUUCUUGUAGUCUAACCCUUUUAAUGCCUUUACCUCAAGUUGCUUGGCAGCACAACUCUUUGCAAAAAAAAAAAAAAAAAGGUAAAGAAAAAGUAAAUGAUGAUUUAAAAAAAAAAUACCGAUAUGAAUAAUCAAAGUGAUUGUUCACAAUUAUGUGUGCAAAAAAAUUAAUGUGCAUUCGUGUAUUCUUAUAAAAGAUAUCUGUAUAUUUUACAUAUAUACAUGUAUACUGCAUAUGCAUAUAUAUCUGGAUC
Messenger RNA from Vicugna pacos (alpaca), 3632 nucleotides. NCBI's taxonomy places the organism in Eukaryota, Metazoa, Chordata, Mammalia, Artiodactyla, Camelidae. The record is from RefSeq and is a predicted model, not a curated record.